Molecule: messenger RNA, 453 nt
Organism: Rangifer tarandus platyrhynchus (Svalbard reindeer)
Lineage: Eukaryota; Metazoa; Chordata; Mammalia; Artiodactyla; Cervidae
Source: the annotation of a GenBank genome assembly
AUGGUCUUCCUGCUCAGGCCUCUCAUAUCUCAGUCUCAUAUCCCUAAAAAUUCUCUGUCCAGACCCCCUCCACUCCCCACCUUAGUCCACCAGACAUAUACUUACCUUUACUUAACUCCAAGUAUCUGGGGAACCCAGGGCUCCCUCACAAUCCAGGAGACUUCCCCAGCCGCACAGGCACACGCACAGCCCAAUCUACAUAUCGCGGGGUGGGGAGGAGGCCCGGACUCCUCAGGACUCUGCCACCCCGUGUCCCCACCCCUCUCCAAACUUCUUUCUACGAUGGUGCUCUUCUUGGUCUCCUACAGGAGAAAGCCUCACUCUCUCCACCCAGUUCACUCCCUUUUUGGAAGGCACUUCUCAUCAUUUCAUCAAGAGAUGGCCUGUCCAGAUCGGUGCUAUGUUGGAGGGGGAGAAGGAUCUGACCCCUCUCUCCCUCAGGGGGUAACCUAG